This is a messenger RNA of Ictalurus punctatus (channel catfish), 2274 nucleotides long. RefSeq names its product solute carrier family 7 member 10b (gene slc7a10b). The record is from RefSeq and is a predicted model, not a curated record. Gene Ontology annotation, molecular function: L-amino acid transmembrane transporter activity; neutral L-amino acid transmembrane transporter activity. NCBI's taxonomy places the organism in Eukaryota, Metazoa, Chordata, Actinopteri, Siluriformes, Ictaluridae. The coding region runs from base 127 to 1701 and encodes 524 amino acids. The transcript is spliced from 11 exons. Gene Ontology annotation, cellular component: membrane. Gene Ontology annotation, biological process: D-alanine transmembrane transport; amino acid transmembrane transport; D-serine transmembrane transport.
GUUAGCAUUCUGUCCUGGACGGCGGCGGAUGCUGCGCAUGCGCCUUCUUUUCACCGUGCAUCAAUGCUCUGAGAGCAGUUCAAGAGAGGGAGAGAGCCGAGCUUGCUUUUGGGGCUGCUCGCUGAAAUGCAUGGAGCGGAGCGGCAGAGAAACGCCAAGCACAAGGCCGAGGCUCAGCCGAGCACCAUGAAAGACGGAAAGGUAAAGUGCGACACGAUCCCGGAGCGAGUGACUCUCAAAAAAGAAAUAGGACUGCUGAGCGCCUGCACAAUCAUUAUAGGUAACAUCAUUGGCUCUGGGAUCUUCAUCUCUCCUAAAGGGGUCCUGGAGCAUUCAGGUUCUGUUGGAUUGGCACUGGUGGUAUGGACAUUAGGAGGGGGCAUCGCUGCUCUUGGCUCUCUCUGUUAUGCUGAACUUGGGGUCACCAUCCCUAAGUCAGGAGGAGACUACUCCUAUGUUACAGAGAUAUUUGGAGGCCUUGUUGGGUUCCUGCUUUUAUGGAGUGCAGUACUGAUCAUGUACCCAACUACUCUAGCUGUAAUAGCCCUCACUUUCUCAAACUAUGUCCUACAGCCAGCCUUUCAUAACUGCGUUCCUCCGUAUAUGGCCACACGAAUGCUCUCCACAGUCUGCAUAUUAUUUCUGACAUGGGUGAACUGCUUCAGUGUGCGUCUGGCUACACGUAUACAGGAUGUCUUCACUGUAGGGAAGCUGAUGGCCCUGAGCCUCAUUAUAGUGGUGGGGCUGCACCAGAUCUAUGAAGGUAAUUACGAGGGUCUUACACCACAACUAGCCUUUGAGUUUUAUAAGACACCAUCAGUGGGGCAGAUUGCUCUGGCAUUCCUUCAGGCCUCCUUUGCCUUUAGUGGCUGGAACUUUCUCAAUUACGUCACAGAAGAGAUUGUGGAUCCGAGGAGGAACCUUCCACGGGCUAUUUACAUCUCCAUUCCACUGGUGACCUUUGUGUACACGCUUACAAAUAUCGCCUACUUCUGCUCCAUGUCCCCGGAUGAGCUGUUGUCCUCCAAUGCUGUGGCUGUAACAUUUGGAGAGAAGCUGCUUGGAAUGUUCUCCACAAUCAUUCCCAUCUCCGUGGCACUCUCCACAUUCGGAGGCAUCAAUGGCUACCUCUUCACCUCAUCCAGACUUUGUUUCUCUGGUGCAAGAGAAGGACAUUUACCCAGCUUACUAGCUAUGAUUCACUUUAAGAGAUGUACCCCAAUUCCAGCCCUGCUUGUCUGUUGCACUGCCACGAUUGUCAUCAUGUGCAUUGGUGAAACACAUAACCUUAUAAACUAUGUGUCUUUCAUCAACUACCUCUCCUAUGGAGUCACUAUUGCUGGCUUGCUGUACUACAGAUGGAAGAAGCCAAACCUGUACAGGCCUAUCAAGGUGAGUUUGUUGGUUCCUGUGUGUUACCUCCUGUUCUGGGUCCUGCUGCUGGGCUUCAGUCUGCACUCGGAGCCUGUGGUCUGCGGAGUGGGACUGGUCAUCAUGCUCACUGGAGUACCUGUCUACUUUCUAGGAGUGCACUGGAAAGACAAGCCAAAGUGUAUCUAUAACUUCAUUGAGUGGGCCACGUAUCUGGGUCAGAGAGUGUUUUUUGUGGUUUUCCCUCAAGUUGACCCCAUUGAAGACAUAACACCAAUAGAAUGGACAGACAAGUCUUCUGCCAUUCGCAAGGCCUCUGGACCUGUUUGACUUUUAUAUUUUUGUUUGUUUAUUACCUUAAUUGUAUCAUGUUUUUUCUUAAACAUUAGUUGCCCUCUUAUUUUAAAGCUCCAAAAUAGGGUUCUUGGGUAAAUAUUCAAACACAAAUGUCUAUAAGCCUUGUAUAAUGUCUUUCUCUCCUUUUUUUUUUUUCUUCUUUUUUUUUUUGUAUCUACUAGUACACGUAAGUUAACGUCACUAUCUUAACACCUCAAGUGGACUUCCCAUAGAUGUACAUUUAAAUAUUUUUAAAAUAUUUCUAACAAUUUAUUUGAUAUAUUGCCUAUCAUCUUGUGUUUACUGUGCCUUACACGGAAAAGAUACACUGAAUACUUUAGUUUGUUUUAACUGGAUUAAUUCAGAAUUAUUACCUGAAGUGUUUAAGUGCCUUUGGGUCUUUCGCUAAUAGUUGCCUGUCUAUAAACAUAAAAUACAUAACAUACAGUUAUGUACAUACAGUUGUGCUCAAAUAUUUAUAUACCCCUUGCAGAACCUGCUAAAUGUUAAUAACUUAUAUAUAUAAAGGUGGAUUAUUAAAAUUGCAUGUUGUUUUUUAUUUAGUUC